AUGAAGGUCUCCUCAGCCCCUGCCCUGAUGGGCGCAUUUGCCUCCCUGGCAGCUGCCUUCCCGGCAGCAGUGUUCGAGAUGGUCAACAACCCAGAGAUCGCUGCUCGCGCUGCCGAGAUGGCUGGCAAACCCGAUGCUGCCGACGCUCAGAAGACUUUCGAGCCCGUUCCAAUGUGGAGUGAAGAACAAUUCAUCGAUGUAUCCGAGGGCAGCGGCCAUGAAUACAUUGCUCCCGACUUCAGCAAAGGCGAUCUUCGUGGAUUGUGCCCAGGCCUCAACGCCAUGGCUAACCACGGCUUCCUCCCCCGUAACGGAUAUGCCACGAUUUCUCAAUUCGUCGACGCCACCACCAAGACUGUAGGAAUGGGUUCGAUUCUCGCAGUCUUCCUUGCCGUCCUCGGAGCCUCGAUUGAUGGCGAUGGUACUUCUUGGUCCAUUGGUGGCACGCCAGGACCAGGAAUCGGUGGCCCACUUGCCAAGUUCGGCAACGGCAUCAGCGGUUCGCACAACAAGUACGACAGCGAUGGCUCGCCUACCCGUGGCGAUCUGUACCAGUACGGUAACAGCUUCAAGCUCGUUCAGAGCCAGUGGGAUGAGCUUAUCGCGAUGACUCCAAGUGGCAAGGUCACGCUCCAGGACUUGUCGGACUUCCGCUCGAAGCGAUUCGACGAGCAGGUCGCGAACAACCCAUACUUCUUCUUGGGACCCUUCACUGGUGUGCUCGUCACACCCGCUGCCUACACUUUCAUUUUCCGUUUCAUGGCCAACCACACCCAGGAGAACCCAUACGGUGAACUCACCCACGAGACUCWUGCUACGUGGUUCGGAAUGACCAACAACAACGGCGUCUACACCCACCAGCCUGGUUCGGAGAAGUUCCCACAGAACUGGUACAGACGUGCUUUCGCCUACCCAUACGAUACCCCUUACUUCUUCGGAGACGCUGGCAACAUGAUUGCUCAACACCCCAAGUUCGCCAGCAUCGGAGGCAACACCGGCAAGGUCAACACCUUCACUGGCAUCAACGUCGAGGACUUCACCGGAGGUAUCAUGAACGGCAAGACCCUCCUGGAAGGAAACAACCUCGCCUGUCUUGGAUUCCAAUUCGCCGCUCAGGCCAAGCCUGACCUUCUCAACGUCCUGAACCCCCUCACCAACGCCCUGGCUCCUCUGACCGAUUCUCUGAGCGGUUUGAUGAGUUCGUUGAGCUGUCCUCAGCUGAAGGCUCUCGACAAGGCGCAGUUGGAAAUGUUCCCGGGUUACAGAGAGUCGUUCCCGGGUUACGAUGCCUCGAACGUGUAUUAA
Ramularia collo-cygni is the source of this 1305-nucleotide messenger RNA. RefSeq names its product related to oxidase. Gene Ontology annotation, molecular function: peroxidase activity. The record is from RefSeq and is a predicted model, not a curated record. The transcript is spliced from 5 exons. Bases 1 to 1305 code for a protein of 434 amino acids. Lineage: Eukaryota; Fungi; Ascomycota; Dothideomycetes; Mycosphaerellales; Mycosphaerellaceae.